Molecule: messenger RNA, 3399 nt
Organism: Rubroshorea leprosula
Lineage: Eukaryota; Viridiplantae; Streptophyta; Magnoliopsida; Malvales; Dipterocarpaceae
Source: the annotation of a GenBank genome assembly
ACUAACUUUCCAAAAAGCCCCUUACCAACCUAAACUCAUCAUGCCUCCUAGAAGACAAAAUCCUCCUCGUCAACGAGCUGUUCGGGACAUAGAAAUGGAAGAACUACGUCAACAAAUUCAAAGGCUUCAAGAAAUACUCGAAGCUUUUGAGGGACAGCAAACUCAACACCCGCAAGAUGAACCACAUGAGUCAGAGGAAGAUACUGAUGACAAGAAUCCCUUCCAUCACCUAAGGGAUAAUGAAAGCUCAUCAUCAACAAAAAAGGUUCGUCGUCGACGACGUCCCCAACAAAAUGCUGCUCCCAAAUCCACUGACCUUGGCAUCAAAAUUGAUAUUCCAGAUUUUGAAGGUCGCCUUCAACCAGAUGAAUUUAUCGACUGGUUGCACACUGUGGAACGUGUGUUUGAACUCAAGGAUAUUCCUGACAACAAGCGUGUAAAGCUCGUCGCCAUCAAAUUAAAGAAGCAUGCAUCCAUUUGGUGGGAGAAUCUCAAACGCAGUCGAGAAAGAGAAGGCCGCAACAAAAUUAGAACUUGGGAGAAAAUGCGUCGGGAACUCACUCCCUCCGACUAUCCAAAUAGGAGAGUUGUCACCAUUAUCGGAGGAGAAAUUCAUGAAGCCUCAGAAGAUGAAGCACAAAAGGAGCAAAAUGAUGAAACUGAGUCACCCCAACUUGAGGAAAAACUCAUCCCAGCUCACCACGGAGAAUCUUUGGUUGUGCGUCGUAGUCUACAUGCUACCAUAACCAAGGAUGAAGAUCGGCUUCGACAUAACAUCUUUCACACCAAAUGCACUUCUCGAGGGAAAGUCUGCAAUGUCAUCAUUGACAGUGGAAGUUGUGAGAAUGUUGUGUCAAAUUAUAUGGUUGAGAAGCUAGGUCUGCCUGUCAAAGAUCAUCCCCAUACAUACAAGUUACAAUGGCUACGAAAGGGAAACGAGGCUAUCCAUGACGGCCAUGCUAACACCUACUCGUUUGUGGAAGAUGGUGUGAAGGUCAAGCUCACUCCCUUGAAGCCUGAAGAAACACUUGAAAAGAAGGGUGAGGACAAGGCUUUAAUCUCCAGAUCAACCUUUCAGAAGUUGCACCAAGAGUCGGGAAUAGCAUGUCUCCUACUAUUAUCCAAAGUAAAUGAUGCCACUUGCCAUUUUCCAGAAGAAAUCCGAUCUCCCCUUGAAGAAUUUUCUGAUGUUGUUCUUGACGAGAUCCCUCUUGGAUUACCACCAAUGAGAGACAUUCAGCAUGCCAUUGAUUUCAUCCCAGGAUCUAUCAUCCCAAACAAGCCCGCUUAUCGGAUGAACCCUCAAGAGUAUGCGAAACUUCAACGACAAGUCAAAGAACUGAUGAAGAAAGGACUUGUCAAGGAAAGUGUUAGCCCAUGUGCCGUGCCUGUGCUACUCAUCCCAAAGAAAGACAGAACUUGGAGAAUGUGUGUAGAUAGUCGAGCAGUCAACAAAAUCACUAUCAAGUACCGCUUCCCAAUUCCACGUCUUGAUGAUAUGCUUGAUCAACUGCAUGGAGCUACUGUCUUCUCAAAGAUUGAUUUGAGAAUAUUUCAACCAUUCAUUGGGAAAUUUGUUGUGACUUACUUUGAUGAUAUCCUGGUAUAUAGCAAGAAUGAACAGGAGCACCUAGACCAUCUUCGGCAAGUUUUGGAAGUCCUUAGAGAGCAGAAACUUUAUGCUAAUCUCAAGAAAGGUUCAUUCCUCACUACAAGUGUGACAUUUCUUGGAUACAUCAUCAUUGCUCAAGGUAUUAAGAUGGACCCCAGUAAGAUUGAUGCUAUUGUCAACUGGCCUACACCAACAUCGAUGCAUGAUGUUCGAAGCUUCCAUGGCCUGACAUCUUUUUACCGAAGAUUCAUCAAGAAUUUAAGUUCUAUUGUUGCCCCUAUUACUGACAGCCUUAAGGGUGACAAAUUUUUAUGGAGUGACAAAGCCCAACAGAGCUUUGAAGAAUUAAAGAGGAAGCUCACUGAAACCUCUGUACUUGCACUUCCCAACUUUGACAUGAUGUUUGAAGUAGAUUGUGAUGCUUCUAAUGUUGGAAUUGGUGCAGUGUUAAGUCAAGAAGAGCAUUGGAGUCAUUAUCUUCUUUCCAAAGAAUUCAUCUUGCACUCUGACCAUGAGGCAUUGAAGCACCUGAAUUCUCAACAGAAGAUCAGUCGCCGACAUGCUGCUUGGAGUGAAUUUCUACAAGCUUAUCCUUUUUUCCUCAAAUACAAAUCUGGAGUCCAAAAUUGUGUAGCUGAUGCUCUAAGUCACCGACAUGCCUUGCUUACUUCCUUACAAAUGAAAGUCACUGGAUUUGAAGUGAUCAAGGAGUUGUAUGAGGAUGAUCCUGAUUUUAGCAACAUUUGGCAAGCCACUUCUAAUCAAGCCUUUCAGCAAUAUCAUCGCCAGCAAGAUUACCUCUUCAAGGGGUUGUAUCUGCCAUUGCCUAUCCCAACUUCACCUUGGGAAGAUGUUAGUAUGGAUUUUGUCCUUGGUCUACCACGAACUCAACGAAGCAAGGAUUCUAUCAUGGUCGUGGUUGACAGAUUUUCUGAAAUGGCUCACUUUAUUGCUUGUCAGAAAACUAAUGAUGCUUCUCUCAUUGCUGAGUUAUAUUUUAGAGAGAUUGUGCAUCUACAUGGAGUUCCAAAGACCAUCACUUCAGAUAGAGAUGUGAAGUUCAUGAGUCAUUUUUGGAGGACUUUAUGGAGAAAGAUGGGCACUCAACUCCAUUUUGUGGGAAAAAAUUUGCGACAAUGGGAUCUUGUGCUUGCCCAAGCUGAGUUUGCCUACAACAACUCUUCAAAUCAAGCUACAGGAAAAUGCCCAUUUGAAGUAGUAUAUGGAGUGCGUCCUCUUAGUCCUUUAGAUCUUGCUCCAUUGCCCACAUCUCGACAAUUUAGUGCAGAUGCUGAACAACGAGCCAAGGAGAUCAAGAAACUUCAUGAAGAAGUUCGUGAGAAGCUACAACGUCAAACCAUUAGGUAUAAGGCUCAUCAUGACAAGCACCAAAAGAAGGUUGUGUAUAAAGAAGGAGAUUGGGUUUGGAUACACCUUCGAAAGGAAAGGUUUCCUAAUCGACCUAAUGUCAAACUCUUCCCUAGAGCAAAUGGUCCUUUUCAGAUAGUGGAGAAAAUCAAUGAUAAUGCCUACAAGAUCAAACUUCCAGGUGACUAUGGAGUCUCUGCUACUUUCAAUGUAGCUGACCUAUCUCCUUACUAUGAGGAUCAUGAGCAUUGAACUCAAACUCGAGGACGAGUUUUCUCCAACCAGGGGAGAAUGCACCAGGGGAAAGCACCACGUCAUUGCACCAAGAUUGCAAGUCAGCAACUUCAGACUAUACUUUGCAGGGUACAAAUAGGCCGGUGCAAUUUUGUCAAAGUGGCCACUAAAUGGCUAACUCCCAA